Messenger RNA from Rotaria sp. Silwood1, 1032 nucleotides. NCBI's taxonomy places the organism in Eukaryota, Metazoa, Rotifera, Eurotatoria, Philodinida, Philodinidae. The record is from the annotation of a GenBank genome assembly.
AUGACAAUUGAAUCAAAUCAAUUGACUGAUUCAAGAAAUCAUGCAAUACUUGAUCGAUUUUGUAUGGAAAUAUUACCUCGAAUUCAUGAUAAAGUAGAAUCGCUUACUCUUCAAGCAUGUUUCUUACCAUGUGUCCUUCGUGCUACCAAUUAUCUUCAAUUACGCAAGCUUGUUAUUAUUAAUCUCGAAUUCAGUAUGGCUUGUCACAUUUUCAAUGAGAAGUCUCCAUUUAUUUAUGUUUUAAAACAACAAAUCUCAGAUCUAGUCGUAACGAUUAGUGACGAAAUUCUGGAGGAAUCAAAUAUGAAAUUAUUAACUGAUAUUUAUAAGCGUAUUUUUGGGUUAGUUACAAAUCUCAAAUAUUUGGAUAUAGAUGGCAGUGAUACUUAUGCUUUAUCCCGAUCGUUGUUAACUGGUUUACCAUCUACAACAUGUUGUUCAUCUAGUAUUGUUCAUUUACGUAUCAAAAUGCAGAAUAUUGAUGAUUGUCUUUAUUUACUUGAUGGUCGUCUUAGUCAAUUACAUACAUUGAUUAUCACUCUUUAUUGUAUCCAUGAUCCAGUCCAGAUCAGGUUACGUUCACAAAAGAUUAUACGUCAUUCAUUGAAAAUCAUGAAUAAUAUGACUAAUCCACUUCGACUCAAAUGUUUUUCCAUAUAUGCAUAUCAUAGAACAACUGAAUUUGAUAGUCUAGUGAUACCUCUCCUUCGUCGAAUGAUACAUCUGGAAAAGCUCACCUUAUCUCUCCGUGUUGGUGGGAAAAAUUCCUUCAUUGAUGGUACUUAUUUGAAUAAUUAUAUACUUAGUCAAAUGCCACGUCUACAUACAUUUCACUUCGAUAUUGUUACUGAAUAUGUCAGGAUUAAUGAACAACAACCUAAGCCAACACCUGAUGAUAUUCGACGUACAUUCACCGAAAGAGGACAUCAUGUUGAUUGUUAUAUCGACUAUGAUUUUUAUAAAUUAGGUCGAUGUCAUGUUUAUUCACUUGAAUUGAAUACGGAACGACGAUUUUCACCCAUUCGAACAUAA